AUGCCGACCUCACUCCAUCCGCAAGCUAAAUUCGACCCUAUCCCGCCUGAUCUGGACUUGUAUGGAUUAGUGGACAGAACACCUAAUUUCAAAUGGGUCCAGCGCGUCUCGAGAAACCAAAUACGCAGCCUGGGUCAACAGGAGUUCGAGAAGCUCGUACUGAUUCACGUUACCGCGGGCGGCAAGCCUCUCGUUAUUGACGGAUGGGAUGGACUUCUACCAAAAUGGCUUUUCGACGCUGCGUGGUUAGAGAAGACUUACGAUAAAACACAGGAGAAUGUGAGAGAUAUCACCGCCGGUGCGGACAUUCCCAUGACAACGGGACACUACCUGCGAUCGAUGAAACAACUUGCGAACCAGUGGACACCUACCAAUUACCGCGAUGAGCGCCGUCAGCGCCUUUACCUCAAAGACAUCGACUGCCCUCCGGAGUGGCACGAUGCACUACAGAAAGUCAUACACCCAAACCUAUUCUACCUAAACGAGAACGCCAGCGAGGCUGGAGGUUCGCGACAGGACGAAGAUGCCUUCCGCGAUGAAGCCGCAGCGGCCCCAGCGGGUGACCUGAUGUCGAGUUUGCCAGAAGAGAUGCGCGCUCAGAAUCUUAUGUGCUAUAUUGGUCAUGAAGGCACAUUCACUCCAGCACAUCGCGAAAUGUGUGCCUCACUGGGCCAAAAUAUCAUGGUUGAAGCAUCGAGUGACGAGAAGGGCGAGAAGCCUGGAAGUUCCAUCUGGUUUAUGACGGAAAGCAAGGACCGAGAGGUCGUACGAGAAUACUUCCUCUCCAUGCUGGGGCACGACAUCGAGAUCGAGAAACACUUCGCUCAAAUCAACGCGUGGAAGAAGGCGCCGUUCGACGUCUACGUUGUGGAGCAGCGAGUCGGUGACUUCAUCCUUAUUCCGCCCCUGGCCGCUCAUCAAGUAUGGAACCGGGGUACCCGAACAAUAAAGGUGGCGUGGAAUCGCACAACUGCUGAGACCCUCGAAAUGGCAUUGCACGAGGCCCUGCCCAAGGCUCGUCUUGUAUGUCGCGAUGAGCAGUACAAGAACAAAGCCAUUAUCUUCUUCACUCUGCAAAAGUACUAUCGUCAGCUCCAGAAUCUGGAGGAAAACGCAGAAAUGACCUCGAUGAGCUUUCUGGGAAUUGGCCAGGAUAUUCUUAGGAGCUCGCCUCGUGCUAAACAGCUCGCGGGGGACUUCAAGAAACUCUUCAGCCUGUUUACUGAGAUUCAUCUUGAUGAGAUGUUUUCAUUCAAGGAAAAGGAGGUCGAGUUCAUUGAGUUUGACUCAUGCAUCACCUGCUCAUAUUGCCGAUCAAACAUAUUCAACAGGUUCUUGACUUGUAAGCACUGCACUCGCAUGCUGGUGAACGGCGAUGAAGAUACAUAUGACGUUUGCAUGGAAUGCUACGCCAUGGGACGAUCUUGCGCAUGUCUUUCAGGUCUGCAAUGGUGUGAACAAUGGUCGUGGGCCGACCUGGUCAGUAACUACGAAGAUUGGCGCUCAAUGAUAAUUAAGAACGACGGAUUUGUAGAUUUUGAGGCUUCACCCCAGCCUCUAGAGAUAGCGCGGCAGCGUUCUGGGAAAAAGUCCCUGGCACAGAUUUGCCAGGAGGCCUUGAGAAGACGACCUUGGAAAGACAUCACCCAACCAGAACGCGAAAUAACACCAAGCGAGUCGGAACCCGAGGUCGAUGGUGAGGGGAAACCCAAGAAGAAAUACAAGCGAAAGAAAAAGCGAGGAGAGCUCAGGCGAUGCCACGUUUGCUGUCACAAGGACUAUGCCUACCGAGUGCACCAGUGCACGAAUCCGGGAUGUACCGAAUCCUAUUGCUAUGGCGUUCUCUACAGAGCAUUUGACAUGUUACCGCAGAAGGUUCUUGAGGAUGAGCAAUGGCAGUGUCCCAAGUGCUUGGGCAUUUGUAAUUGUGGUUAUUGUCGCCGCGUGGGUAAUACGGAUCCAUACACACCGAAGAACACUUUACUAGGACAUGAUACCCGCCCCAUUGCUGAUGAUCGGAGUGUAGAGGCACUCGUAGACUUUCGAGUCCACAACCUCUCAUGGCUCAAGGCCGCGGGAGAGGAAAGUCGAAGCAAGGAUAGUAAACGCAUGAAGAGACUAAGAGAACAAGCCGACAACGCCAAGGCACAAGAUAUUACAGAUCAGGAAGAAGCGGAACAGGCCAUUCCAGACGACUCAGACAAUCAAGAUGCUGCGAACGGCAUGCAUAGGCCCGGUAUGAAUGGCUAUGGAGAUCAAAGCCAUGUACUUGGUCAAGGCGACCAGUCCAUGGCCGAUGACACUGUUGAAGGACCGUUCCCGCAUUAUCCUGGCGAGAACGGCGGGCCAGCUGACCAGUCUAUGACCAUGGACAUGUCACAGGCGGAGGAUGUCGACACUUCUCUAUAUCCCGAUCCUUCGUUGGUGGCUCGACAGCGUAUUGGCAUGGGAUACUACGAACCGGAUGAUACACCAGACAAGAUUCUGUUCGACCCUUUCCAGGCCCCAUCUGCGGAGGCCAUGCGACCAUUUGAACCAGAUGUCCCUGAGUUUGUCAAGAAAUCUAUUCGUGCGGCUAAACGAAAGGUCAGGCGAGAGAACGAGGAUCCGGACUUCGUCGUUGGCAAGUCUCAUCACAAGAAGCCUCGUCUCGAGACCGAGGCAGAAGCAGAAGCAGACUUCCUGGAUAGUAUGGACCCUGCGUUGUUCAGCGGGCCACCCCCCGCAGCUCCUGAAGCUGUCAUGGAUCAACCUGUGCAGCACGAUGGAGGCCAAGAUUUGGCACAAGGCGUCGAGACAGGUGGUACCCAGAAUACACCAGAGGGAACUCCGGCCUCAGCUCCACCUAAGAAACGGGGUCAGCUAUUGUUCGAUGCAAAUGAGCCUGAACUUAGGCACGCUAAGCCAAUAGCAUCCUAUGUCGAACCAGAUGUCGACUCUGAUGAGUUCGAGGAGGAGCGCACGCACCAAACAAAAACUCGAUCGCCCGGCGGUGUCGAAAAAGGGAACAAGAAGACUACUGUUGACAUGGCCGCUGAUGCAGUUCGCGCUCUCUUUGGAACACCUUCAUCAUCCAGCCCACAAGCUUCUAUCGAGGCAGAACCUGAGCCCGAGACUAAGACUCCCAAGCGACGUGGUCGCCCACCUAAGAAUACGUCUUCUCCUUCGCAGGCUUCGCCGGCUGGUUCAUCUAAGAAGUCCAAGGGCGGUCAGAGGGGUUGGCCCAAGGGCCGGCCUAGGAAGUCACAUCUGUCUCAGGUUGUGGCAGCAGAUAAUUCAGAUGAAGCCGCUGGUACGUCUGUUCAAGAUCAAGACGACGACAGUGACUUCGAGCACGAAAAGAUAGUUGGCGAGUUGGAAGCUGAGCUCGCUGCUGAACUUGCAAUUGGUGCACCAGAGGUUGUUGCAAACAGUCAACCACGACGUCGAGGAAGGCCUAGAAAGUCUGGCGUGACUACCAUUGCGACCACAUCCACCACUGCCAAUGUUCUCGACGGAGAUGUCGAGGAACCCACCUCUAGGACUGCUCGUCGCACUCGACGAUCAGAAGCUGCCGACAACGAGCCAUCACAAGCUUCCGUCUCUCCUUCACCUCCACCUGCCGGUGGUGCAGGAACGCAGCUUAUGUCUAUGGCUGAGCGUAUGGCGCUUAAGGGGAAAAAAUUCAAGAUUGGGAAACGCAAGUCCACAACUGCUUCUGGCAAUGCAACAGCGACUCAGUCACCUGCACCAAACACAAUGGCUUCUCCUAAACUACCUCUAGCUGGUAAGCCAACGGCUGACCUCGAGAAAGAGGCUACCCGCAGCCCAAGCCCCGGCAGUGAGUACCAGGUCAGUAGACAGUCACCUGCGGUAUCCUCGGUGCAUCACGAAAGUUCACGCAGUCCUUCGCCACCACCUCCGACUCGACGGCCUGCCCAUCCGACAAUUGUCAGAAUUGGUGAUACAGAUUCCGAAGCAGAACACAGCGAUCCUUCGUCAGGCUCAGGCCCAGGCUCAGGCUCAGGUUCGGACUCUGACAGCGAUGGUGAUAUUCCUGCAAGGCAUGGCCCCAGCCGAGGGGGUGGACGUGGCCGUGGCAGAGGCCGGGGAAGAGGCAGAGGGGGUCGUGGUCGUGGUCGUGGGCAUUAA
Molecule: messenger RNA, 4131 nt
Organism: Fusarium sp. VM40
Lineage: Eukaryota; Fungi; Ascomycota; Sordariomycetes; Hypocreales; Nectriaceae
Source: the annotation of a GenBank genome assembly